Messenger RNA from Durotheca rogersii, 834 nucleotides. RefSeq lists its product as uncharacterized. The transcript is spliced from 3 exons. NCBI's taxonomy places the organism in Eukaryota, Fungi, Ascomycota, Sordariomycetes, Xylariales, Xylariaceae. Bases 100 to 555 code for a protein of 151 amino acids. The record is from RefSeq and is a predicted model, not a curated record.
CGAUAGCGUCACAUGUCUGCGCUUUAUCUGGCACUUAAGGCUCAUCGUAACCCCAAAGUUGGAUUCCAUUUGGCCGUCUUCGGUGUUGUUGGGAGUUAAAUGUUGAGGUAUCCCUAUACCAUCGUGCCUCUGUCUCUCUUCUCGCCAUCGUCUCUGGCCCAGCUUCCACCGAUUCACGGGGCCCUAUUCCGAGCUACGUAUCCCUGUCACAUAUCGCUCGGUUCAGGCUUAAUAUGGCCUAACCUCCGCACGCGGUCGACAAGGCAGUAUGUGUCAAGCGUUGGGGGAUAUGGGCGUUACGAGUGGCCAGACAAGGAAGGAAGAACCCAGGCACGUCGGCACCGAGACGAGGAACGAGACGAAGAAAAUGAGUGGCUAGGUCGAAUGAGACCUACUGCGCGCCCUCGAAUGCAAGGGAGAAGAGACUGUGUCGCGUCUCAGGCUACUAGCCUACACGGCGCCACGCCGCACGAGAAGCCAUAUCGUUGGCCUACGUCUACAGGCAGGAAGCGCAGGCAAGCCGGCAUAUACCCUGCCCUGCGACAUAGCCCGUAAUAAUCAAGCGUCGCAUUCCACCCUGUUAGUCUGCCACGCCGUGCGGUCCUGUCUAGUCGUGGCGGCCGUGUGUCUGAGCAUGAGACGGGGCCGCGAGACGGGCGCUGCUAGCCGGCUCCACACCGGAGGAAUGCAGAGCCCGCGGCCAGGAACGGCGAGACAACACCAUGCCAUCACAUGUGCUAAGCACUGUGCAGCAGCGCAGAGAGAAGGGGGAGGGGCAUGGGCAUUCCUGAAGACGGCUCAGGCUGUCUUAUUUAUCGGCCGCGCGCCUAGACA